This is a messenger RNA of Cyprinus carpio (common carp), 2485 nucleotides long. RefSeq names its product UDP-glucuronosyltransferase 2A1-like. Bases 210 to 1808 code for a protein of 532 amino acids. NCBI's taxonomy places the organism in Eukaryota, Metazoa, Chordata, Actinopteri, Cypriniformes, Cyprinidae. The transcript is spliced from 2 exons. Gene Ontology annotation, molecular function: UDP-glycosyltransferase activity. The record is from RefSeq and is a predicted model, not a curated record.
AGUACAAUCUGGGACAAAGUUCAACCUCAUGCUGUUCCCAGUCCGGUAUCUAUGCUAGUCACCAUUUUACAACAAAAAAACGUUAUGUGAUGGACUUUGCUUGCUCUUUUGCAAGGCUCCCUGCCAGAUUGGGAAUAAAAACCGCACUGUUAUAGGACAUUCUUUCACACCGCAAAACUUCUCUUUAGGACAUCGCCACAAACCAGACAAUGUUGCUGCAUCCCCAAAUCUUUGUCCUUGUUGCCUUCCUUUGGAGUGUCCCACCACUUUCCCUGGCUGGGAAGAUCCUGGUGUACCCAGUGGAUGGAAGCCACUGGCUUAACAUGGACAUUUUGCUACGAGAGCUUCAUCAGCGAGGUCACAAACUGACAGUUUUACGUUCUGCCAACAGCUGGUACAUCCCAGAGAACACCACACACUAUACACCCAUCACUAUCCGUGCCGAUCAUCUCUCCAGCCUGGAGGACCCCGAGUACAUGGCGUCCUUUCUUAAGAGAAACAUUGACAUUCAAAGAGGGGAAGGAUCUGUUUGGUCAUUCAUGGCCCUGCAGAAAGAAGUAAUUACUCUUUUAGAAGAUGCUCACAAGUCUUCUGCUGAGAUGGUGAGGACCAUUCUAGAGGAUAAAAAGCUUGUUAAAAUACUCAAAGAGUCCAAGUAUGAUUUGAUGCUAACUGAUCCUGGUUUUGCAGGAGGGGUCAUAUUGGGCAAGUACUUGGGUUUACCAAUGGUGUACAAUGUACGAUGGAUAACAAAUGCAGAAGGGCACUUUGCAAUUGCACCCUCACCGCUUUCUUACAUCCCAACUAUUGGAUCUAGGGUGACAGAUAAAAUGAGCUUUGCAAAUAAAAUGAAGAAUUUUUUGCAUUAUGGAAUCGGCCAAUACAUAGACCACUUGAUCACAAGGCCUCUUUAUCAAGGAGUUAUCAGCGAACACAUAGACCCAAACACUAAUGUGUACUCUCUGAUCCAAGGAGCAGAUCUGUGGCUCAUGAGAGUCGAUUUUGUAUUCGAGUUUCCUCGUCCUACUAUGCCCAAUGUGGUCUACAUUGGAGGCUUCCAGUGCAAAGCAUCCAAACCCCUACCAGAGAAAUUGGAGAAGUUUGUCGAGAGUUCUGGAGAGCAUGGGGUGGUGAUCAUGUCUUUGGGUUCUCUGCUUGGAAGUCUGGGUCCUGACAUAUCCGAAGUCAUCGCCUCCGCCUUUGCUCGCUUGCCACAAAAGGUGAUUUGGAGGCACGUAGGGGAAAAGCCAUCUACGUUGGGGAACAAUACACUGAUAGUGGACUGGCUGCCUCAAAACGACCUCUUAGGCCAUCCUAAAAUUAAAGCUUUCAUCACCCACGGAGGAACGAAUGGAAUCUACGAGGCUAUUUACCACGGCGUUCCGAUGCUUGGACUCCCGCUCAUCUUUGACCAGUUCGACAACAUGAUUCGCCUGGAAGCCAGAGGGGUGGCUCAAGUGCUUGACGUCACAGCCCUGGAUGUAGCUACCCUAACACAAGCCCUAAGGGACAUACUGGAUGAAAAUCAACCCUACCAGAAGAACAUGCGCAGAAUGUCAAGCCUACAUCGUGACACUCCGCUCAAGCCAAUGGACAGUGCCAUCUUUUGGCUGGAGUUUGUCAUGAGGCAUAAGGGUGCUGCGCACUUACGCACCGAGUCCUACAGACUUACUUGGUAUUCCUACUACUGCAUAGAUGUGUUAAUGCUAAUAAUGAGUUUGUUUACAGCAGUCUGUGUGCUCUUGAUGUUGAUGAGCAAGGCAUUGUUGAAAGUUUUUGUCAAGAAAAGAAAAUCCAAAAAAGAGUGAAGUCAUGUCUUUGGUAACACUAGUUUUUUGCUAAAGGCUGAUAUCAUUAAUGGUGCUCUAUGCACCAUUUCCAAUGUGGAAAGGUUUGGUUAGUUAGCAUGGCUCUGUUAACCCCUGCUGGUAGAUGUUGUAACUACUCCAUCUGGUUUUAAAAAAAAUCAUUCUCCAUUGAUAAUUUGACAAGCAACAUUUAAAGCGCAAAUAUACCGAUGUAUUAAAGUAGACCUUUUAGAAACACAUGGGACUGUAGACAUACUUUUGGUGCCAUCAGCCAAACAGUGUUGUUCACAGUGAUCAAACAAACAACAUCUGCCAUGGUUUGAAAAAAAUGGGUAAUCUUCUCAACUUUUGGUUGAGAAUGUUACUAAGGUCAGGCUGUUCAGACAAACGGCAAUGUUUUGAGAACGCCACAGAGCCAGCAUUUGCAGUUUUUGGAAAAAUUAAUCUAUGAAAGCCUAACUUGAAAUUUCAGUAUACAUAAAAUUACACGCAUCAUACAAAUACAUUUGGUCAAGUAAUGUGUUGCUAACAGGAUAUUUUUGUUUUUAAAAAAGGAACUGCAAAAGAUUGUAUUUUUUAGUUUGUUUUAUUGAUUUGUACAGACAUUGAAUGAACCAGCUCUCUAUUAUGCACGUAAAUAUUUCACUUAACACAACCACCGGCAUGGUCAACAAAAA